Cokeromyces recurvatus is the source of this 1611-nucleotide messenger RNA. RefSeq lists its product as uncharacterized. The coding region runs from base 1 to 1611 and encodes 536 amino acids. The record is from RefSeq and is a predicted model, not a curated record. NCBI's taxonomy places the organism in Eukaryota, Fungi, Mucoromycota, Mucoromycetes, Mucorales, Mucoraceae. The transcript has 4 exons.
AUGGCCAGCAACCUUACUUUGAGCUUAGAGGAAGACAACAAAAAAAUUUGUGAAAUUGUUGAUGAUUACUUAGAAAAGCACACUAUUUCUGAAUGGAAAUAUGAAGCUGCUUUGAAAGCACUUGUUGAUAAGGGACUUGUUAUUGAGCCUACGAAUAUCAACUUGGAAAAAUUAGGCAGAAUAUAUUUAAAAGAAUGUCUGAACAAAUACCAAGAUCGAAUUACCAAUUGUAAUACUGAAGACAAAGAGAAAAUUGAAUCAUUGCAGCAUUCUAUUCAUAAAAUCUGCACCUCAACGCCAAUUAAGAAGUUGUUGAAUGUAGCUAGAUAUGCCAGUCAGUUUUUGGAUGAAGCUGUUAUAAACAGAACCCAACAAAAUCAAGGUCUACAAGAUCAACAAGCUACUCAAGCCUCAAUCAGUAAUAUUUUAGACAAUCUGUCUCCUAAUGAAAGAAUGAGAUUUUUCUCUGACAAAUUUGGUGUAGAUGGAUGUUUGGAUUUGAUGGAGGACAAGGUUGCAAACCGGUUCAAACGGUACCUUAAAGAAAGCAUUGCUGAUUUAAAAUUAAACUUACAGCCUAUGAUAACGAAAAAAGAAAGAGAAAUGUUAAUGAAUAUAGCUGAAUGCAAGAGUCGAAUGGACACUGACAGUUUGCUGGCGAGUUUUUACGCUCAAAAAAAUAUGGAUCCCCUUUGCCGAUAUAUUAGACUUGCUUUUGCUACAGUGGCAGAACUCUGGUCUUCAUCUCUUUUAUUGAAAGCAGAUCAUAAUGAAUCGUGGUUCCGUAUUCAUGUUUACUCAGCUGUUUUCGAUAAUGCAUUUAUAUACGAUGAUAAAUUCACUACGAAAAGAACAGACUGCUACUCCAAUAUCACCAAAGAAUUUGAAGAUGUCGACAAUCAACGGGUAGAUUUCAUUUUAAGAAAUAUCAAUGACGAUAAUGACUAUCUCUCGACAGAAGAAAAACCAAAUUUAAAAGAAGGAAAAGCAUUACAGAAGGCUAUGCUAAGGAAAUGGACUAGCCGUCUUGGAAGUACAGAAAUCAUGAAACAGCUUGAGGCUAUUACAUGCCAAUGGAAAGACACUUUUUCAGUACCCAAAAAUGAAAAUCACACAGCAUCAUUUGCUCAUGUUUUAGCGGCCGUUUUAUCUUUAAGGCGAUUGGUGUAUUUAAACUACACCAAGCUUAAUACAAUCCUGGAAGCUAAAUACGCCCAUGAGCUUGAAAAAAUGUAUUUUUCCUCUGACAAUGAACUAUACUUUCGGUCAGACAGCUCUGCAGACGAAGAACAGCAAGAGGAAAUAAAGACUAACAGUCAUAAAACAAUUGAUCCUGAAUUAGAAACAAACAUAAUACAAGCUUUAUGUAAUAUUAAAUCUGAAGAAGAUUACAACUGCUCUAGUCGUUUAAAUGAUUUUUACAGUAAUGAAAGUUAUAUGCAUAACAAGAAUCAAGUAUUAAGCCUGGUACAUUACGAAGUGUUUACGGCUGAACAAAAAAAAAAGUCAACAUCCAUCAACAGUAUCUUAAAUGACUACAAAUUAAUAAAAGUACUUUCUACGAAGCAGUUAAUUCAGUCUAGAAAGUGUUUGAAAAGGUCUGAUCUGUAG